Messenger RNA from Stegastes partitus (bicolor damselfish), 2226 nucleotides. RefSeq names its product FAST kinase domains 3 (gene fastkd3). The record is from RefSeq and is a predicted model, not a curated record. Gene Ontology annotation, molecular function: RNA binding. Bases 90 to 2084 code for a protein of 664 amino acids. Gene Ontology annotation, cellular component: ribonucleoprotein granule; mitochondrial matrix. The transcript is spliced from 7 exons. Lineage: Eukaryota; Metazoa; Chordata; Actinopteri; Pomacentridae. Gene Ontology annotation, biological process: regulation of mitochondrial mRNA stability; mitochondrial RNA processing.
CCUUACGGAACCACGUUUGGUAACAUCUCUGAGCGCUUCUCCGACCCUGCGCAGCUUGUCGGAGGAACUAGCUGGGACCUGGACCUGUCAUGGCUCUGAAGCUUAUCCACAGAUUUCCUCAGCUCGGGCAGUUUGGGAUCCAGCGAUUCCCUGUUGGACCCGCCAGGCUCCUGAGCACCAGCAGUCAAUCCUUGUGUGUAGCCUGCCUGUGUACAUCACCCGGCCGCUGCAUCCGGAGACAGGGCUGCGUGAGGCUCCAGUCAAACUGUGGGACAAGAAGCCUGACCACCACCAUCGGUAGGGAGCCGUACUUCGUCGCCAGCAGCUCUGUCGGCCUCCACAGAGAUUCAGUCCCUCGGCUCCAGCUGACCCUGCUGCACCGGCCCACGACUGCAGAGGAGCAGAGCUUCCAGCAGCGUCUGGAGACCUGCUCCUCCUCCCGGCAGGUCUUCAAACUUCUGUGCUCCAUGGAGGUCAUGUCUGACACCAUGGCUGCAGCAGCACUUCACCGUGUGGCAGACCUGGAGCAGGAGGGCAACGCUCUGAAAGAUCCCACGGUGCUGAAGAAGGACACCAUCAGGGCCCUGUGCUUCCAGCUGGAGCAGGACUCUAGGCGGCUGACGGACGGCGGGCUGGUUUCAGCUCUCCUGGCCUGCACACGCCUCUACUUGGACCCCUGGAGCAAGCUGAUGGUGCGGUUGGUGUCUGAGAGCCAGAGCAGGCUGGACAGGGGGAAAAUGAGUGUGGACAAGCUGUGUACACUCGGUCAGGCGAUGUUGGCCAUGGAGGGUCCGGGUAGUGGGAUGCUGGAGCAGGUGAUGGAGAAAAUUCAGAGGCAGAAGCCUGCUCUGUGGAGCCAAGCAGACCUUCUUGCUGUUUAUAGACUUCUGCAGGGUAGCGUGGGUGAAGAUGUAAAGUACAGGGACCUGCUGACUGCCAUGCACACCCAUGCGAUGACAUUCACCUCCUAUAUGGAUCCUGCUGCUGUCAGCGGGCUGCUUAGCGCCCUUGUAACCCUGAAGCAGACACAGGCCAUACCUCUUGUCAUCAAUCUGUGUAAGCAGGCCAUGCGGCACGUUCCUCACUUCACCGAUGAGGAGCUCACCGAUGUACUUGGGGCACUAAUGCACUUUGGUCAAAGUGAUCAUUACUUUGUGAAGGCACUGGAGUACCAUGUUCCUACGAUGGCCUUCACCUCACACCCAGAGACUGUUUCUACAGUGGUGCAGUUCUUUGGUCGCAGGAAAAUCUUGUCUCCAACUGCCUUGGAUGCCAUCGCUGAGAGUUUUGUGUACCGAGCAGACGACUACAGCACCAGCCAAGUGACCAAGCACAUCGUGGCUUUUGGGAGGCUGGGUUACCUCCCACCCAAAGCAGGCCAAGUGUUUGGGAAAUUAGAAACCAUCCUGCGCACACGUUUUUCACACUUCGAGCCCCGAGUGCUGCUCAACCUGCUUCACGCCUGCGUCCUGGUGGAGAGGUUCCCCGUUAACUUCCUCUCAAAAGUUUUCAGCAGUUACUUCCUCCAGCAGCUGCAAGGGCAGAAUGCGGGAAUUGAGCGGCCCGUUCUGGCACAGCUGACUCAGCUCUACAUCACUGUGAAGCUGGAGUGUCCCUCCUACAAUGGUCCCAAACUCCAUUCAAAGCACAGAGUCAAGUCCUUCCUCAUGUCCAGUCCCUCUCUGGAGACGCCAGUGGAUCCACACCUGUACAACCCCGUGAAAGCCGGACUGGAGGAUUUGCUCGGAGACCGUCAGUACUUUGCAUCCAAAGUUCUGACACCGUACUGCUACACACUCGAUGUGGAGAUAAAACUGGAUAAGGAGGGAUGUGUGCUGCCUGCCAGGAAUAGUGACGAUGUGCACAAAAGGGUAGCUCUUUGUAUUGAUGGAUCUGAGAGGUUCACGGCAAACAAGAGGCAGCUGCUGGGAAGGGAGGCCAUCAAGCAGCGACAUCUGCGGCUCCUGGGAUAUAAAGUCAUUCAGAUUCCCUUCUACGAAUUUGAAAAACUGAAAAACAAGUCCAAAGUGGUGAAUUAUCUGCACCACAAACUCUUCCCUCACACUUACAGGCUGAGCUGGUGAUGCUACAAGGAGCUCUGCUGCUUUUUCUAGCUUCAACGAAUCCAUAUUUAUUUUUGCUAAGAACGCUCUCUGCUAAAUGAAGAAGUUAUUGAUUAUGCACUUCCGCAUAUUUAACUCCACAAUAAAGUGACUUUUGUACAAA